Messenger RNA from Armigeres subalbatus, 1198 nucleotides. RefSeq lists its product as uncharacterized. Bases 50 to 856 code for a protein of 268 amino acids. The transcript is spliced from 2 exons. The record is from RefSeq and is a predicted model, not a curated record. Lineage: Eukaryota; Metazoa; Arthropoda; Insecta; Diptera; Culicidae.
UGUUAAACGCAAUUGUUUCCAAUUACAAAAUCGUAAAUCUGUAAAUUUCAUGAAUGAAGAGCAGCCAGAUACUUAUGAUUUCAAACGGUUACGAUUGGAAGAUUCUGACGACGAAAAUAACGAGUAUCCGUGUAUGAUGAUUUCGGUGAAAAAGCACUUUAGCGAACCUUGCAUUGUUGAUGUGUUCAUAGAAAACACCAAAUUGAGCAUGGAAAUUGACUGUGGAGCGGCUGUUUCGGUUAUUAGUUUUAAAAUCUAUCAGAAGUAUUUUGCACAUAUGCAAGUUUCACAGUGCAAUAGUCGUUUGGUUGUAGUUAAUGGGCAGCGUUUGAACAUAUUUGGAGAGAUUUUGGUAAAGGUAUCUAUGAACGAUAAACAACAUCUGGUGUCCUUAAUCAUACUUGACGGUUCAAGAAGUUUCGUUCCGCUGUUUGGAAGAAAUUGGUUGGACAUUUUCUAUCCAUGCUGGAGAAAAACAUUCAUAAACCCACUGAGCGUCAAUGUUGUUAGGGAUGAAGUUCAACAACCAAAAUUGGAAGGUAAGAUUCAGUCUAACAUACGGUUACGAUUUCCUAAGAUCUUUGACGCAGAUUUUUCAAAUCCAAUAGCAGGGUUUGAGGCAGACCUCAUUCUUAAAGACGACAGGCCAGUCUUCCGCAAGGCAUAUGAAGUACCAUAUAAAAUCAAAGAUAAAGUUAUAGAGCAUUUGGAUUCCUUAGAAAAGCAGAACGUAAUUACCCCCAUUCAGUCACACGAUCAAUGCACAUCGAAACCAGCUUCGCAUAGUAAGACCACGACCGACUGCCACCAGGAUUCAAAUUCCAAUACAACGAACAAAGCGAUCGCGAGAAAAUAGCUCAGACGAGGAAGAGUUCUUCGGGUUUCCGGAUGUACCAGCAGUGCCAGAAGGUAAUCAGUGCAGGCGUUUUAAACAACUGAAACGCAGUCCUAUCAUUACUCGGAGCCGAUCGAGAACAAAACAAAAUGACAACGAAGAUGGGUCUAAGUAAGUCACAUCGCAGCAGCAAUGAUGGUUUCUUCGCAUCAUCGUUGAGUCCGGAAUGUAAAUCGAAAAAGAAGAAGAAAAGAAAAUCAACGAAGAAAAAAGUGCCAAAUUACCGUGAAAAAUGUUAAAGUAGAGAUUGCUUUUCGAAUAAGACAGAAGUAACAAAAAGUGCUGAAUUACUAUGAAUAAUAA